AUGGAGAAAAUAUUUCAGGUUAUGAGGUGCCAGGAUCCCCAGAGACUGAUGUACUCUGUCUAUAUGCUUGAGGGAGAUGCCCACGAGUGGUGGUACAAUGCAUCUCGCCCGUUUACUAUUCAAGGAGAGGAAUUGACAUGGGCUUUAUUUGAGAUAUUAUUUCAUGAGGAGUAUUUUCCUAGGGAUGUCCGGGAAGCUAAACAGGAUGAAUUUGAGAAAUUGGUACAGGGUACCAUGUCUAUUGAUACUUAUCUGGCCAAGUUUAAUGAAUUGGUCAUGUUCGCAAAUUAUGGGGGUGUUCUGCCUACCCCGGAAUUCUUGUCUGCUAAAUUUCAGAGAGGGUUAAAUGAGAAGAUUGCCAAGAGGAUGUCUAAUACUGCUGUUAGGAAUUUUGUUGAUUUAGUGACCCAGUGCAAGAGGGUUGAAACUGUUUAUGGCAGGUAUCCGAAGUCUAGUUCUUCGAGAGAGCAGGAUAACAGAAGGACAUUCGUUCCUUCUGGUAAUAAUAACAGGGAUGGCUACCAUCAGAAUAAUAAUAGAGGUUGGGGGUUGCAGUUAAGGAAACCUCCUGGUCAGUUCAAGAGGGGUGGUGGUCAGAGAAGCGAUUUUAAUGAUAGGAAUUCUACUCCCCAUUGUGAUAAAUGUAAGAGAUGUAUUCCUGUCAGUAUGGAUGUGAUUAGCCAUUUGACUAGGGAACUUUGA
Molecule: messenger RNA, 702 nt
Organism: Gastrolobium bilobum
Lineage: Eukaryota; Viridiplantae; Streptophyta; Magnoliopsida; Fabales; Fabaceae
Exons: 2
Coding region: 1-702 (233 amino acids)
Source: RefSeq, a predicted model, not a curated record